AUGACUUAUGUGAGAUGGCUGAAUGGAGAAGAGGAAUGGCUUAUAAGAAGAUCCCGCAAAAGAUCUUCAUCGAGAGGCUCACAAAGAACAAUGAAGGCAAAGAGCUUGAUAACAGUUGCAAACAAUUUGUAUGUCCGAAACGAGCUUGGAAAGUGUGUGGAAGUCCUCAAGGAAACAAUAUGUCUUGUGCCAAGAAAUCCGCAUCCAUACUUCACUCUUGGGCUCAUUUUUGAGGAGAGAGGAGAGAUACCAAAGGCAUAUUACUGCUUUUUUGUUGCUGCACACCUUCAAAGAAACAACUACGGACUUUGGAGGAAGCUCUACGAUUACUCACGGCAACUUGGUUACAACCGAGAAAGGAUAUACUUCAUCGAGGUUCUGCAGAGGAAGGGGAACAAGAGAGAGAUGGUUGUGGAGAAGAUGGGCCUGUAUUCUGGAGACAAGGUCAAGGAGCUGAGCUGCAAGAUAGAGCUGUUUGAGUUUGAUGGGGUGGAUGAUGGGAUCUUUGAUGCUAUUCGUGGGGCGAUAACACACAAGGCUCGGCUUGCACGGCUGGCAAAGAGGCUUCUAAAUCAUCUUACAAAGGACGAAAGCUCGUGCUCGGACUAUUAUGUUAAGCAGCUUGUCAUUCUGAAGUACGAAGCUUCCGACUUCAUUGGGAUGAAGACAAUGUUCGACAAGUAUCUCUUUAAGAGACGUGUUGAACUCUGCACAAAGCUCAGAGUGAUAUACAUAAUGGCAUGUCUCCAAGAUGGAGGAGGAAGCGGCACCGAGGAAUGUAUUGGCCUCUUCCUGGAAGAUGAUAGGCUGUGGUCAGAGAUUGGAGAGAUAGAUCUUUUGAAGCAUCUUGCCGAUAUACUCAUAGAGCAUGGAAAGACUGACGAAGUGAUAAAGUUACUUGGGAGGAUAAGAAACAAAUUCAACGACCAGAAGGAAUUUGUAUAUUGGAAGCUGGGAAGGAUGCUCCAUGACAAAGAGAAUUAUGACGAAGCUCUGCUGUACUACAGGCUGGUGCUUGAAAUUAAUCCUAUCAACGACGAUGUUAAGUCACGGAUGCAUUCUAUCUACACAAAGCAAGGAAACCACGAAAUGGCCAAGAAAUAUGAAACGAUUGCCCAGCUGAUUGGGAUUGUUGAUGAAAGAAAUAAGAAAGGAUGUGCAUAUUCACCUGAAAUGUGCAUGAGCAUAAGGGCUCUCUACGAGGAAGCCAGGACUAUUGGGGAUGACUGCAGGAAAUUUAUUGAAUCGAAUGGGGUUCUGGUGGAUGACUUUCUGAAAAACAGAUUUAUCUUUGAGAAGAGAAAGAAAAGACCCUCUGGAUCCAUAAAGUUAUAUAGACAAAGAUAUAUUGGGAAUGGCAUCUCUUCCGAGGGGAGAGGGGAGGACAGGAUCAUGAAGGAAGGAUGCAGAGAGGGAUUCCGAUUUGGGGAUCUUCAUGGGCUGAGUGUUGAUGAAUGGUUCAAUGUUGUUUUGAGCCAGAUUGUUGGCCUACUUUCUGUCUCCCGCAAUGAGGAGGCUAUGUCUCUAGUGUUUCGAUCCCUGGAGGCAUAUAUCUUCCGUCACCGGAGUGACAUCAUAUGUAAGCUUGUGUUUGUUGGGCUGAAGGCAUCACUGAUGUUUGGAGAUUUUGGAGACUUUGUCACCUUGGUGAGAAGUGUGAUCUGCCAUACAGGAAAUUAUUCCUAUGCUUAUCUACUGUUUUACUUCAGCAACUUCUUUAUGUGCUUCCAAAGGAACAACGACUUUUCCUACUUCCAGAAGUACCUUCAGAGAGUGUGCAGAAGGAGGCUUAGAAUCCUUCCAAAUCUCGGAGAAGACCUGUCUUCGGAAUCUUGUGGAGACUCUUCCGAAUCCAGAAGCAUAAACGACGAAGGCCAUAAGGAGGAGACUUGCGAAAAUGCUCAUAAGGAAGACGCUACAAGAAGAAGAGCCAUAGGGGUGUCCCACUUCCUGUUCUUGAACUCGCACAUUCCAAAUCUCCUGCAGUCGAAAACUGUGGAGAUGAUGUCGUCUCUCCAAAUGGAACGGAACACAUCUGAAAGUAUAAUUCUUGCGUCGAUGUUCCUCAUCCACUCGAAGUCGAGAAGAGUGAGCGAUAGGAAUAUGUUUAUAAGAAAGGGAAUAUCCAUCCUCAAGAGUCUAAAAGAGAAGACUCAAGGAGAAGAUGGAUGUGUAGUUUCCUACAACAUUGGAAAAGCCUAUCAGUUCUUUGGGUUUCCGGGGCUUGCAGAAAGCUUCUACAUGGAAGCGUUGGGCACAUCGGAUGUUGAACUUCGAAGGCUUGUACAAUUCAACUUGUAUCUUAUAUACAAAAAGAAUAACACAAUGGAGCUAUUUAAAGACAUUCUCAAAAGCAAAGAGCCCUCAUUCGCGGAGUAA
Encephalitozoon intestinalis ATCC 50506 is the source of this 2379-nucleotide messenger RNA. RefSeq lists its product as uncharacterized. Gene Ontology annotation, cellular component: transcription factor TFIIIC complex. Gene Ontology annotation, molecular function: protein binding. Bases 1 to 2379 code for a protein of 792 amino acids. The transcript has a single exon. NCBI's taxonomy places the organism in Eukaryota, Fungi, Microsporidia, Unikaryonidae. Gene Ontology annotation, biological process: transcription by RNA polymerase III. The record is from RefSeq and is a predicted model, not a curated record.